Messenger RNA from Mesorhabditis belari, 4167 nucleotides. The record is from the annotation of a GenBank genome assembly. Lineage: Eukaryota; Metazoa; Nematoda; Chromadorea; Rhabditida; Rhabditidae.
AUGCAUGUUAGAAUUAAAAAGCGCUCUCUUUUCGAAAGAACAACUACCACCGCUCUUGGAAUAAUGCUUGAACAUCUUCCUGAUGGCGUUUUGGAUCGAAUCGUCAGCUAUCUUCCGAUAAAAGAACGAUGUCGAGUUAUGAAUCGAAUUUCACAAUGUCUACAUCAAGCUGUAAAUCGAAGCAUGACGUCCGCCUCGUUUUUUAUGGAGAAUUUGGAUGAUCUACCAGAAGCUGCGAUGAAAAAUUUCCUUGACGUCUACGGAACAAAAAUCAAGAGGGUUAACCUCGAUCUUUUUCGAAGUACACACUACUAUGAAUCUUCACAAUGGAUGUGGCGGCAAUCGGUUACUAAUAUUGCUCAUUCAUGCCCAAACCUUUACGAACUGGAUCUGAUGAUUUGUAAUCGGCACAAAAUUCGCGAUCUUGACCUAGAAAAUAUCUUCAAGAAGUGUCACAAUCUUCGUUCUCUGAAAAUAGAUGCUCAUUUCCUGAAUGGACAUUGCUUUAAGAAAGCUCCUCCGUUGGAACGCCUCGAAAUGGAAAUGUGUGUUCGAAUCAACGACCAAGCGCUACAGGCAAUUUGUUAUCGCCUAAAAUCUCUAUGCGCUCUUCAUGUGAGCCAAUUGCUUAUACUCAACGAUAAGAAUCUGGCGAAAUUGGUCAACUCACUAAAAAGCCUGCGAGAACUAGCCAUAAUUUCACACCCAAAUACCAAAUAUGAAGGUUUAACUGGGUACGGGCUUUCCGUGAUUGAGAAUUUGCCGCUCAAAACUCUGCUUAUCGAUGGCCUAUCGGCUGCCACAGAUCAACUCCUUGGAUCAAUAUCUCGAGUCAACGAGAAUAAAAUUUCGAAGACUCUUGAGAAUCUAUCUAUCGCUUUCUGUUUCAACAUUGGAAUACACGGGUUAAAACGACUUGCUGCUUUGCCAAAUUUGAAAAACAUAAACUUGGACGGAUUCAAGAAACGAGAUGUCUCAUUGGGGAUUGAAGAGUUGGCGGCUUCUGGCCAUUUAGUCAGACUUUUGCUAGCCGAAGAAACAAAUAUUUCGGCCGAAUCACUUGUGAAAAUUGUCGAGAAAUCACCAAAUCUUCGAUUGUUGGAUUUAACGAACAAUUCACAAGCGUUGAGCGCUGAAGCAGCCGAAAAAUGGAUUACGUUAUGUGAAGCUUCGAAGCGGCCACCUCUUUAUGUGUUGACGAGUGACCAUUUGAUGUGGAAUGAUGUGCAUCGACCGCAAACGGAUGAAUAUGGACGGAUGAGUGUGCAAAUUCUUCACUCAUGCCCACAGAUGAUUAACCCUGAAGAAAUCUCUCCUUCAACGGCACUUUCAUUUGAAUCACCAUUUUCUCUACCAAAAGGAAUUUUACUAGCGGGUCUUCGUAGUGGAAAUAGGUAUCGCCUCUUGUUUCAACAUCUAGGUCAUACACUUCCAUCAAAGGUUUUACAAAAGGACGUUACUUCCCCAUUGGCCCAUAUUGUUGCGAAAAGAGAAGAGAUCAAACCACAGGCCGAAUUUGCUCCUAUUCUGCCGCCAGCGUCGAAUUAUGAUCCAUUUUCUUCAACACCUGAUGAAAAUUUGUACAAUUUCCAUCCAUUUGUAUCAACGACACCUUUCUCAAUCACUGACCAACCAAUCGAUUACUCAAUGGAUGUUCACAAUCAGCCGAUUUUCAACAAUCCUCAUUUGACGCACUUUUCUCCGGAUGUUCUCCGUCUUCUACUAAACACACAUGCUUAUGAAGAUGGGGCGCUAGUGGGAAAUGAUUUUGCAAAAGAGGGAAUUCUGUUUCGGGAAGAUGGAACGGUUGUGAAUCUGAAAGCGCUGUUAGAAGUACGGGAUCAGAAUUGGGACACCGCUUCUGUAAUCUUUGAUCAAUGUCAACAACGGGAUCCAUUCAAGAGUUAUCGAGCAUGGCGAAAUUGUGAGCAAUGCUGUUCACAACGACGAGUUGAAUCACCCCGGAAAAGGACGAACAGAUGUAGUGGUGUGAGUUUACAGCAUGACAAAAAGGCAGCACCAAGGGAUCAUUUCAUGGUGUCAUCGAUUCCCUGCUCGUCUACAACUCUUCGUCAACUUCGCAUCAAUCAUCCAAGUUUGCCCACACCGAUUAUCAACAAGAAAAAACGAGCCCUGGAUGUCGCCGUAAUUGGAGCGCCUAAUGUGGGAAAGUCUCUCCUUACCAAUCAGAUUGUGAGAGCCGCCGUUUCCGCUGUUAGCUCAAAAAUGGAUACGACAACAAAGAAUAAUGAAGCAAUCGUUACCGAAGAUGACGUCCAGAUGGUUGUUGUUGACAGUCCCGGAACGAUUGGAUUAGGACAUGCAAAGGAGAUGAUGGGGAGAAGUGGACAAGAUCGAAUUCUUAGUGACCCAGAGGAGGCGAUAACUCGAUCGCAACAUAUACUCGUCGUACAGGACGCAACAGCCACAGGAGAUUACAUUCACCACCGAGUUCUCCAUUUAUUACAUCGGCACUCCCAUAUUCCUUCGUCAUUGGUUUUUAACAAAAUUGAUUUGGUGACAAAGCGGACGGAUUUACUUGAAUUGACAAGGAUACUCACGAAUGGCAAAGUUGGCGAACAGCCAAUUAAAGUGGCUAGAAACACUAUCGGAAGAUUAGGGUCGUCGUUGAAUAACAAACAAGAACUUCAUUCGGCUGAUCUGAAAGAAAAUGACGCAGAAUGGAUGACCAAAUAUCGACAACUUCUCACUAGACCCACUCAUGAAUGUGGUUACGCGGAAACAAAACGACUUUUUAUCGAUAUUCGAGGCGAGGGGGUUCAACCUAUCAGAAAUCAUCUUAAGUCGUUAGCCGAAGAAAGGGAGUGGCGGAUGGACGAGAAUGCAGUCACAACAAAAACACCACAGGCUAUCUGUAUUGAAUCAGUUCGAGCGGCUCUUCUCGACACUCUUCCUGGAGAUAUCGCAUACAAGUUGCGACCAAAAAUUAGCGAAUGGUCACAAGAAGGAGAAGUGCUACAAAUUGUAGUAGAUGUUCCUUGCGAGAAAGAGCGAUGGGCAAAAUUAAUCAUCGGAAAAAGUGGCGGUUCCCGAAUGAUUGAAAUUGGAAAACGAGUAAAUGAGCAGAUAGCGAUGUCACUGAGGCCUUCGCAGAGUCAUCCAAGCGUGUCGGCAUCUAUGGUGAACGCGCGCGGUGGCGCUUCCUCUUCUCUUGGGAGGCCACCACACCUCGCGACUCAACUUGCUUAUCAACAAGUGGAAUCGCAUUAUCAAUACGGCACUCAGCAACACCAUUUCGUUGGUGAACACAUGGUGCAAACGGCAAGUCUUUCUUUAAAUGUUCCAGUCAGAGAGACGACACCACAGCCACUUGAGAUUAAGACUGAAAUUAAGGAAGAACCAGUUGACGUUGCUUCCACGAGCAAUCAACUUCUCUCUCAACCGCCUCCAGAAGAUGAUGGAGAAAUUAACAUCGAGAUACGGAAUGUUGUUUGCAACUACACACUCCCAUUCCAUAUCGAGCUCCGCCGUGUAGCUCUCAAUUCUUUAAAUGUGCAACUCGAUCCAGGAAAGGGGGCUCUCGUGAAGCAGUUGCGUAAUCCCUGGUGCCUCAUAAAAAUAUACAAUUCGGGAAAAGUCUACAUUGUUGGAUGUCGUAGUGAGCUCGAGGCAAUGAGAGCAGCUCGUAAAGUGGCUCGCUGCAUUCAACGAUCGAUGGACAAAUUGGGAAAACGGAUUUGCAUGAGGAACUACAAAAUCUGCAAUGUUUUGGCCACCUGUCGACUCCCCUUUGGUAUCAAAAUUGAGGAGAUGGCACAGAAGUACAAGGAGCACUCGACAUACGAACCAGAAUUGUCCGUAGGAUUGGUUUGGAGAAACAAGAUCCCAAAGGCCACAUUGCGCAUUCACACAACUGGAAGCAUCACUGUCACUGGAGCUCAAUCCGAAGCUGAUGUAACGACGAUUCUGACAGAUAUUUAUGAAAAAGUAUGGGAAUUCCGCUGCGCAGACAGAAAUCGAUCGGAAAAGGGAACGAGAAAGCGAAAGGUUAAUAAUCAAAGAUCUGACGGUCCGUCGCGAAAGCAGCAAUCUUUUAAUCGUGAUGGCAAUCAACCGACUUCGGGUCUUGUCGGAAAUCGUGUCUAUUUCAGCGACGAGGAUGAGGAUGAGGACGAAGAAUUCUUUGAUGAGGAUGAAGAAGAUUUU